Plectropomus leopardus (leopard coralgrouper) is the source of this 6468-nucleotide messenger RNA. RefSeq names its product E3 ubiquitin-protein ligase NEURL1-like. Gene Ontology annotation, molecular function: ubiquitin protein ligase activity. The record is from RefSeq and is a predicted model, not a curated record. Lineage: Eukaryota; Metazoa; Chordata; Actinopteri; Perciformes; Serranidae. Gene Ontology annotation, cellular component: plasma membrane; postsynaptic density. Gene Ontology annotation, biological process: negative regulation of Notch signaling pathway.
GCGCUGAUCUGCCGCCUGCUGCUUCAUGUCGAUGAGGCUUUACACAGACACAACCUGCCGCUGAAUCGGGACUUUUUUUGCGUCUGAACGACUUCGUGUCCGUGUAAUGUCGCCGAUGAGGACGCGCAGCUGAAUGUGAAUCUUGUGGAUCGAGCCGGUAGUUGGAGAGGAGGUGAACGCACCUUGCAUCCAGCCAUGGGAGGUCAGAUCACCAGGAAUACCUUCUACGAUUCUCUGAACGGGCCAUUUCCCGCCACAUCUCACCGAUGCCACCACAAGCCCAAACGCUGCCUGCCCAUUCAACCAUGUGGAAGUUUGUCCUCCUUCCCUCUGCUCUUCCACCCCAGCACCAAAGGCUCGCAGAUCGUCAUGGACAUGUCCCAGAGGACCGUCAAGAGACAGGCCAGCUUCUGUAAUGCCAUCACCUUCAGCAACAGACCGACCGCUGUGUAUGAGCAAGUUCGGCUGAAGAUCACUAAAAAGCAGUGCUGCUGGAGCGGUGCUCUGCGUCUUGGCUUUACAUCCAAAGACCCAUCAAGGAUCAACCCAGACACUCUCCCGAAGUACGCCUGCCCCGACCUCGUCUCCCAGAGCGGCUUCUGGGCAAAAGCCUUGCCAGAGGAGCUCUCCAACGAGGGAAACGUCAUCGCCUUCUGGGUGGACAAGAAGGGCCGGGUGUUUUACCGCAUCAAUGACUCCAGCCCAAUGCUGUUCUUCAGCGGGGUGCAAGUCUCGGAGCCUCUGUGGGCUCUCAUAGACGUCUACGGCCUCACCAGGGGGGUCCAGCUGCUCGACAGCGAGAUGGUCCCCCUGGACUGCCUGCGUCCUCGUUCUUUUGCUGCCGCCCACCGGGCUUCCAUUCAGAGAAACGGUGAUGACCCUCGCCUUUCCAUCAGCCUGUGUGACCUGAGCCUGCAGCAGCAGGAGACGCAGCUGGAGGAAGAUGAUGAGGAAGAAGAACGGCUACAGCGCUUGAGCUCCGCCUCCUGCCAUGUUCCCCAAAACUCUCAAAACUCACAGCAGUGCUCACUGCUGCCGAGCCAUCUGGACAACGACCUGCACUUCCACUCGGUGCACGGCGUCCAUGUUACUGUGCUGGAUAAGCACACGGUGGCGCGGCUGGAUCACCGCAGUGACGAGAGGACCCUGGUGUUCACCAGCCGGCCGACGCGCUGCUCAGAGACUGUGUUUGUGAAGGUUAAGGCUGGUGUCACGCGGCCUGGGUCUCUCUCUUAUGGUGUGACGUCAUGUGACCCGGCCAGCCUGAGGCCCAGUGACCUCCCAUCCAACCCUGAGUCCUUGGUUGACCGCAAGGAAUUCUGGGCCGUGUGCCGGGUGGCGGUGCCGCUCCACAGUGGAGAUAUUUUGGGGUUUGUGGUGAACGCAGAAGGGGAGUUCAUGAUGAGCCAUAACGGCAUCAGUGCAGGGAUGCAGCUGUGUGUCGAUAACUCCAGGCCACUCUGGAUGUUCUACGGUCUGCACGGCACCAUCACACAACUCAGGAUCUUAGGCUCAUCUCCGCACCCUGACGUCCGAGGACCAUCGGUCCCCAGCUCUCCGUCCUGUACACCCAACACCCCCACAAUGCUUUGCAGUGGCAACUCAGAACCCAACCUCAACACACCCAUGAACAUCAACCUCAACUCCAGCUACUACACCGUCUUCUCCUCCUCCGCAGGUACAACCCCGAGUUCUCCAUUCUCCAGCCACCCAGAAUCCCCCACCUUCCCGUCCUGCUCGGGCACGUGGGGCGACGAAUGCACCAUUUGCUACGAGAAUGUGGUGGACACGGUCCUCUACGCCUGCGGACACAUGUGUCUCUGCUACGCCUGUGGCCUAAAACUCAAAAAGAUGGCCAACGCAUGCUGCCCCAUCUGCAGGAGGACGAUCAAAGACAUCAUCAAGACCUACCGCAGCACGUAGGCUUUUGUUAGACGGUGUGUCACAUCGUCAGGUUCAGCUCAAGAGGUUCUCAAAGCCAUGUAAGACUUAGUAAAGAUGGACGCAGCACAAAUGCUUGUUUGUGUGUGCAAUCUGGCUCAGGUACUCUACAGCAGGACUUUUAAACCCAUCAUUAAAACAUUUUAUCUGUGUUAUGUUUAAUGCACAUCCUUGGAAAGCUCACAGUACUGCCCAUGAGCUUCAUCAUACAGUGUGAUCAACAGAAACAGUUCGUGCUGCUGCAGGAACGUGACCUACUAUUGUCCAGUGACUCUGUGAUUUGUGCAUCUGUUGAAGAGAAAGAGUAAUCUGAAGAGGCAUGUGUCCUACUUCCUGCAGAGUAACCCUUCGUUCUGCUGGUGAUAGCGUUGCUGCUAGCUAGUUUUACAAGAAAUUGUCCAGAGCUGCGGAAGAAACAUGGAGAAUAAAUAUGUGGUUUCACCAGCUGCUCCUCUACUGUUUGUCAGAGUGCAUCGGGUCUAAACGUGUUGUUUUAGAGUAAGAAUUGAAUCUCUACUAAAUCUUAAAAAUCAUAGCAAGGUUGUUUUAUUUGACAUUUCCUGAAUGCAUCCAGAAGCCACUGAGAAUGACUAAGCUUUUCUAAAAUAAGCCAUUUUUUGAAUGCACAGAAAAAAAAAAUACUCCUCCUGCAAUAAAACACAAAGAAAUGCCUAAAUCUAAAGGGUACAGAAUAAACAAAUGAAGUGUUUUGUCGGAUAUCUCACUUCCAGCUGUGCUUCUGUGAAUUUCAGGGCAGAAUGUGCGAAGGGUAAAAAAAAAAAAGUGUGAGUGUUGUCACCAUAGAAGGUCACGCUCGCAGUGAAUGAGGAUGUAAAUCAGUGAGGAGGGAAGAGGCAGGAGAGAGGAUGUUGUAUGUUUGGGACAAAGACAGCGGAGGAAGGGGCACCUUUUUGGUGUCUGCACAUCGUUUUGGCGCAAAGAAAGUCUUAGCUGACUCAGGCACACCCCAUACAUCAGAUGUUUGUAUGAAAAGCCUGUAAAAUGUGGGACUUGCAUGAGUUGCAUGUCCUCGGCGGCCGCCCCCGCCAUCUCAGUAAGCCGGGUGGAUGCUGUGAUUGGACAAAAAUCAUCCAAAUAAACACUGGUGGGUAGUGAGGUUUUCUUUAAAAUGCUGAAUGAGCACAUAAGGAUGACGAAUCAACCUCUUCAUCACUGCGAGAAACAUGUUAACCCACUAUAAGUCAGAGACGCUUACUUCAGGUUACACAUUUCUCUUUCAUGUGUACAUUAAAAUAAAAAAUAUUUGCUUUCCGUGACGUAUUUCAGCGAUCCGCCUUCAAGUGAAAAAAAAAAAAUCACACGAGUGCAGUCAGUAACAAGGAUGUAGCUUGUUGUUGUGGGACAUUGUGAGAAUUUAAUUUGCAUAUCAGUUUCUAAGUGCUGCUCUCUCGUCCGUAAAAGCAAACUCCAAGGACAUUUUCACUCAACUAAUCUCAUGCAUUAUGUACUGCUUUGAAUUGUUAAGAAAUACAAGCUAUUUUCAGGUGUUAUUUUGGCCUCGCUGAGACAUUACUCGGUAAUUUGUAAAGUGCUGAUUUGUUGUCUUUUCAAGGAGCUUGUCAUCUCGCCACUGUGGGGGGAAAAUGUUAUAUAACAUUUGAGUCACGGUUAAGUUUUUUUGAGUGCCUUUAAAGAGAGAAGCCUGGGCUAACUUUCGGUCUAUCGGGCUCCUCACCGUGAAAACCAGGAGGUUGAUACACUGUAAAAUCUGACAAGUUCAUCUUACUUACAAUGAUCUUAAAAAACGGUCGCCUUGAAAAAGGAAAGUAAAUAUAACUAUUAAUCCUACUAUAUAUUUACCCUUUAUUUUAUUGUUAAGUUUACAUAAAACGUGGCUGUAUUUACUUAAUUUUGUGAACUCGUUGCACUUUAAAAAUGACAAGAAUCACCUUGCCCUAAGUGUCAGCAACUUCACCAAAACACAAAUACGACUCACUAGUUUGCAACCAGCAGAAUAAAGAUAUAUAGCUCAGAAAACUUGGAUUACAGAAGUUGCUAAAACGUAGAAAGACCCAUUUAAUUAAACUUGUCAUUUUUUAGUUGCAGAAACUUCACAAAAUUAAGCAAAUAUACCUAAAUCAUAAGUAAACUUAACCAUUAAAUAUAAAGUAAACAUAAAUUAAGAAUAAUAAUUAAAUUAUAUAUUUACUUUUUUCAUGGAAAUCAGAUUCCUAGAUUUGUUUAAAAGUAAAAUCAACUUGUCAGAUUGUGCAGUGUAUUCAUCUUAAAGUCACUCUGACAUGGUUGUGAUGUGAGCAGGUGUAACCACACAACCUACCAAUACAAACAUUUCAGUUUGCUUAAUAUCAGUGCGAGUUUAUACACUGCUAAAAAUGUUUAAAUAUCGCCUUGUCCCCUCUGUCACUGCAUUAUACUGGAAUUUCGUUGUGUUUUAGACGCUCAGCUUUUUACAUUUCUACCUGUUUGUUUUUUUCUUCCUGACCAAAUACGACCUAGCAGAAAUAAAACGUUUGUGAAACAUUUUUGAUAGAAAAAACGUAUUGAUGAGUGUAAUAUUAACUGUACAUUAUGAGGUUUAUUUAUUUUGUCAAUGCUACUCUAAAGAAUUAUCACUGUUUGUUUUAUAUGUAUGGCUAUAGUGUCCAAAAGUAAAAAUAUUGUUUAUUUUAUUGUUGCAUAGUUAAAGAUUAUAGAAAACUUUUGUAUCCCCUGAAAGUCUCUGUGGAUCUGUCUGCUGAUUUUCACUUAAAGGAAUAGUUUGACAUUUUGGGAAAAUAUGAAUAUUAUAGAUAAUAAGAUCAAUGUCACCAUCCAGUGGUGAAAUACAUGACUAAUUACAUCUACUUAAGUGUUUACUUUAUACUUCCAAUCUGCAAGGUAUUUUUUUACUCUACAACAUUCAUCUGACAACUGUAGUUAUUUUUGCAGAUUAAAAUUGUACACAUAAUGUAUAUAAUCUUAUGUGUACUUGUAGUUAUAGAAUAAAAAGUACCCAAAAGAAUAAAGUGGUUUGAAUGCUACCACACUGAAAUGCUGUCAGCUCUAGUAAAAAUUAUGACUGUACAUAAUAAUAUACAUGUUAAUAUUACACUGAUAGUAGUACUUUUACUUUUGAUACUCCAGAUCAAACAAAUGCAUUUUGUCUAUAGUACUUCUGUACUUUCACUAGCGCAACAUUUUGGACUUUUUACAUGGUACAUAUUGGAGUAUUUCAACAUUGUGGCAUCAACACACUACUAUUAUUGUACUGUGUGGCUAUAAUCCCAUAUUUUUAUUAAUUUAAUAUAAAAACUGAAACAAUGUGAAACAUGUCAUUAGUGAUGAGCCUGCGGAGAAUUAACACCCGAAUCUGCAGCUCCCCUAAACUACAACCAGCAGACAGACACAGUUAGUGACCAGCUGGUGAACAUAAUGCAGCACGCGCUUGGUCUCCUGUGCAGCCCCUUACCUUCUGUGAUUGGAUGGCUGGUUAAAAAGUGAGUGAAAAUCCAGUAUUUCACCUGAAGGUUUAACAUUUUGCAACUCUCAGCCAUAAAAAAAAAACAAAAAAAAAAAAAAACGGCAGCGCUCACUCAGACUCAGCCCCUCUUCAGACUGUUGUCGAUUGUAGCGUACACGACGCUGCCACUGACAAUCAUUUUAAAAAUAUGCUGGCCUCUGGAAAAAAAUGCCUCUGUUGACAAGGCCUCUGAGGCAGCUGUAGACCCAGAUAUUUCCUCCAGGAGUUGGUGGAGACCAAAAACAGAGCUUACAUAUGAAGCUAAAGCCAGCAGCUAAACAUGCGGGACACAGCUAGCCUGACUGUCCAAUGGUGACAAAGUCCACCUACCAGCACUAAAAGCUCAAAACCAGUAGCCUAACUUCCUGGAGUCUCUGUUGACUCCUGCCUGAAAAAUAGUCUGACCAAAUCUGGCUCAUUACCGCCUGUUAAAUGGCAAUGUCAUUUUUAUACAGUUUUGAAUGAGCAAAAUAUAAGGUAUAAAUUACUGAGCGUUGGAGGUGCUUGUAGGCAGCUUUCUUUACAUUUGAACGGAGCCAGACAAACUGUUUUUAGCCUUUAUGCUAAGCUAACUGUAUGCUAACUGUGGCCAAUGUUUUUGUGCCAAUAUCUCCAGAAAGCAAACUAACAAACUGGAACAUCAUAUAUAAAAACAGAGGAGGCUACUAUAGCCUAGAAUAAAAAUAAAAUCAAAUAUUUCACAAAACAUACAGUAAAACUUAAUAUCAGUAAUUUAGAGAAAUGUGCAGUAAAACUAUCAAACAAUGGACCAUGAUAAUCAUAAUUUUAAUUACUCCACCUGCCAAGCAUUGGAUAUGAUAUAUGCAAUGUAUGGCAGGUGGAUGAACUAAAGUGAUGAUUUAUGAGUUAUAGAUGGUUAAAGUCACUAUUUCAAGACUUCAGGAUGGCCUGGGGGAAUCUUUUUUAUCUAUUUCUUUGCCUAAAAGCAAAUAAGCCUAUUUCCCAAGAUGUCAAACAUUUCCUUAAAUGUCAUAUACUUAAUUAUGCUGUUAAAAGGGAAUAAAAUGUGUAAAGUUGGCAAACUC